Tigriopus californicus is the source of this 696-nucleotide messenger RNA. RefSeq lists its product as uncharacterized. The record is from RefSeq and is a predicted model, not a curated record. The transcript has 2 exons. Lineage: Eukaryota; Metazoa; Arthropoda; Copepoda; Harpacticoida; Harpacticidae. Bases 31 to 588 code for a protein of 185 amino acids.
UUCCAUUCUUUCAUUUUCAGGCCUUCAACAAUGAGUCAUGUAAUAAUGACCUUCACGCUUGGGAUGGGGUGGUUAUGGACUUUCGUGGUCCUCGGCGGGGUUGAAGGGUCCGCCCAUUGGGUCUCUUCUAGCCAAGUGAUGCUGAAAAGCAAGGCUGAAACCGGAGCCUCGGCUGAGCCAGUGCUUUUCAAACGUGUCAAACGAGCCGAUGUGCCGAGCUGGAUCUUGGAUUGCGAAGGCCUGGAUUGCUUGUACAAGAUCUUGAGAGUUCUAACUUACCGAUUUCCCGUUAACACUGUCGGCUUGUGGGAUGACAUCUUUGAGACGUACAAUGCCCGGGAUGCUUUGAAAAAACAGCUCCAGAUUCAGAAGAUCAACACCAUGAGAGCUGAGCACGAGGCCAGCAUGGUUUCGAUCUUUCGAGAAAUCGAAUUACUCGACACCGAAUUUGAAUCGGAGCAAACAAGUCCUUCCAGCCCUAAUAAAAAAAUACUGAUACAAGGGCCAAGAUCUCACGAGGCUAAACGAAAAUCGAAGAUGAUGAUCAAACUCUUCGAGCGCCCCCAAAAUCAAGAAAAGGUGGAAUAAUUUCAUCUAAUUUUGACCCUUCCUGAAACUAUAACUGCGAAGUAGAGCGAGUCAUAUGCCGUAAUUAGACAUGGAUCUGACCUGUAAAUACACAUAAAACAUACCGUA